Molecule: messenger RNA, 3121 nt
Organism: Cuscuta campestris
Lineage: Eukaryota; Viridiplantae; Streptophyta; Magnoliopsida; Solanales; Convolvulaceae
Source: the annotation of a GenBank genome assembly
AUUCCCAUUCUUCAAAGGUAUCUUUUGUCCUUAUCCCGAGAAUCCCCUAAUUUUGUCUCUUGCAUAAACGCCCAUUCCCACCCUCGUCCCGCCGCAUCUCUCUGCACAUAUUCUUGCCCACGCCCACUUGUGUAUGAAUGUGAGGGAAGGAGGGGAGAUUUGAAGGUGGGGAGGAAAAUGGUGCGGCGACUGUGGAGAGUGGUUUGGGUUUUGGCGUUCCUGUUGCUGGUUGACUUUACAUUCGAGCAGUUGUUGAGUUCAAGAACUGAGAGAUUUGCUUUGCUGCAAUUGAGGUCAUCCUUAGGGCUUAGGGCCAGAGAGUGGCCUGUAAAGGUUGGCCCUUGUUCGGGAUGGGCUGGUGUUUCUUGUGUGAAUGGUAGUGUCGUGGGGAUCAACAUUAGCGGGUUCAAGCGCACCCGGAAAGGAAGUCGAAACCCUCGAUUUUUGGUGGAUGCCUUACAGAAUUUAACCAUGUUGACAUCUUUUAAUGCAUCAUUGUUCUUGCUUCCUGGCCCCAUACCGGGAUGGUUUGGCCUUAAAAUGAGUUCUCUUCAAGUUCUUGAUCUCACAUCUUGUUCCAUUAAUGGUUCUUUACCAGCCUCCCUUGGUAACUUGACUAGUUUAACACAGCUUCAUUUGUCGCGCAAUGGACUUACCGGGACGGUUCCUUCCAGUUUGGGUGAAUUGCCCAACCUUUCUGUUCUUGACUUGUCACAUAACUCACUAAAUGGGGCGAUACCUCCUUCCUUUGGGGCUUUGUCAAAGUUGAGAUUCUUGAAUCUGUCUGGAAACAGUUUUUCUUCUUCAAUACCUUCUGAAAUAGGCAACCUGUAUAGUCUCACUGGCCUUGAUCUCAGCCACAACUCACUCUCUGGGUCCUUGCCUGCUAGUGUAUUCCCUCCUUUAACUAAGUUGAAGUUCCUGGUAAUGGGUCAUAAUAAUUUCACCGGCUCCUUUCCUGCCGCAUUGUGGUCAAUGCCUUUGCAAUUCUUGGAUGCGUCUGCCAAUAGAUUUACGGGCAGCCUGCCUAACAUCACUCUCACUGCCAGUGCCCCCACUACAUUUUUUGACCUUUCACAGAAUGAGUUUUAUGGGUAUCUCACCACUGUGGUUCAGGGAUUCAGUUUCAUUGAUCUGUCUGGAAACUAUAUUGAAGGUAAAGUUCCUACAUAUGUGCAUGGGAAUGUGUCUAUAAGCAGAAACUGCCUCCAAAAUGUGAAAAAUCAAAAGGGUGGGAGUGAAUGUGGUUCGUUCUACAAGGCGAGGGGGCUGGUGUUUGAUUCUGGGCAGCCAAACGCCACCCAACCUCCUCCUCUUCCUCCAAGACACAAUAAGAGCCACAGAAAAACAAUUAUAUUGGCUGCUGUGUUGGGUGGUGUUGGUUUAAUAGCCGUCAUAUUAAUUUCAGUCGUGCUGCUGAUGAUAUGCGCACGCAAGAAUACAGCAAGUCAAGGGGGUACGGGGGUGGGACCCGCCCCUACAACCUCUACAACCUCAUCAAGUCCUCCUCCUCCUCCUGGGUUGUCACUGAACCUUUCAAGUCUAGGAGAUGCAUUCACUUACCAGCAGAUUCUUCAAGCCACCUCAGAUUUCAAAGAUGAAAACUUGAUGAAGCAUGGACAUUCUGGCGAUCUUUUCAGAGGUUUGUUAGAGGGUGGGGUCCCUGUGGUCAUAAAAAGAAUUGAUUUGCAGUCUGUGAAGAGGGAGGUGUACUUGGUGGAGUUGGACUUCUUCAGCAAGGUCUCACACACAAGAAUAGUCCCUCUUUUGGGACAUUGCUUGGAGAAUGAAAACCAGAAGUUCCUGGUGUACAAAUACAUGCCGAAUGGAGAUCUCUCGAGUUCUUUGUUCAAGAAAAAUGAUUCGGAUGAUGACAGUUUACAGUCACUUGAUUGGAUAACGCGGCUCAAAAUUGCAAUCGGAGCUGCUGAGGCUCUGUCAUAUCUGCAUCAUGAAUCUACCCCUCCCCGUGUGCACAGAGAUGUUCAAUCCAGUAGUAUACUGCUGGAUGAUAAAUUUGAAGUGAGAUUAGGGAGCCUAAGUGAAGUUUGUGCACAAGAAGCCGAUCCUCAUCAAAGUAGGAUUUCCCGGUUUCUGCGACUCCAACAAACAUCAGAUCAGUCAUCUUCAGGCUCACAUUCGGCUUCGUGCACGUACGACGUGUAUUGCUUCGGGAAGGUUUUGCUUGAACUGGUGACGGGCAGACUGGGCUUGAGUGGGCCCGACGGCGACGGGAACGCCAAGGAGUGGUUAGACCGGAUACUGCCGUACAUCAGCAUAUACGAGAAAGAGUUGGUGACGAAGAUAGUGGACCCCUCGCUGAUAAUCGACGAGGACCUGUUAGAGGAGGUGUGGGCCAUGGCGAUCGUGGCGAGGUCGUGCCUCAACCCCAAACCUUCGCGGCGACCCCUCAUGAGGUACAUCCUCAAGGCGUUGGAGAACCCGCUGAAGGUGGUGAGGGAAGAGCACAGCGUGGCGGCGGCAUCGGGGUCCGCGAGGCUCAAGGCGGCCGCUUCCUCGUCCCGAGGGUCGUGGAAUGCCGCCACCCUGUUCGGCAGCUGGCGGCAGAGCUCUUCGGACGUGCGCCCGAAGGCGCACGAGGGGACCGCGGGCAGCUUCAAACGGUCCAGGACUUCGGGUUCGCAGGGGAGCGGGCCGAACAACGGGGAGGGAGGAGCAGGGGGAGGGGGGCAUUCGUCUUCGAGCAGGCGGUCGAAGGAGAUAUUUCCGGAACCUCUGGAGGAGGACGGCGGCGGGAGGCCGGCGGAAUGAGUAGUGAGGAGGCGGUGUUUGAUUGAUUCAUUGGUUGUUGUUAAUAACAGAAACUCACAGCAGCUUAAGCUCCACAUUUAUGGCAGCUUUGCUCCCCCCCCCUAUUGUUUUUACUGUUGUAUGUACAUUCUACUCUUCAUUUUUUUUUGUGGUGCUGCCAAAAUUUCUUUUUUAUUUUUUAAUACUAAUUUUGUUUUAGAUUUUGGGGGUUGUGAGGGAAAUGCUUGAUUAACUAACUACAUUCAUUCAAAUAUGAGAAAUGAUAACGAUGCAUUUUUAGUUCAUCGCGAUGCACAUUUAUGUUGGCAAUGCAUAUUUUAUGCGACGUUAACAAAGUUUAACUCCUUUG